Messenger RNA from Xenia sp. Carnegie-2017, 1915 nucleotides. RefSeq names its product LIM/homeobox protein LMX-1.2-like. The record is from RefSeq and is a predicted model, not a curated record. Gene Ontology annotation, biological process: regulation of transcription by RNA polymerase II; neuron differentiation. The coding region runs from base 546 to 1694 and encodes 382 amino acids. Gene Ontology annotation, molecular function: DNA-binding transcription factor activity, RNA polymerase II-specific; RNA polymerase II transcription regulatory region sequence-specific DNA binding. NCBI's taxonomy places the organism in Eukaryota, Metazoa, Cnidaria, Anthozoa, Malacalcyonacea, Xeniidae. The transcript is spliced from 9 exons. Gene Ontology annotation, cellular component: nucleus.
AAGCAGUAGUAUCAUCUUAAAGUAAAUGUCAAUCGAGUACUUUACGCCGUAUACACACACAGUCGCCGUAAAACAAACGUGGCUUGGGCUGACUCGAAUGGGAUACACUGUGUGCAACAUCAAAUUAUAACCUCGAUUCUUAACACUGUAUUUACAGGAAUAGCAUUGUCACUCUUGAAGCUCACGUUAGAGCGAGCGAUAAUCUUUUCUCCAGCAACACGCGUAUAUUACGUUGUGUACAGCUGAAGCAGGGUAGCUAUAACCGAAUAAAACAGGUGGGAUCCAUAUAUAUCUUCGAAAGAGGAAAAAACGCAAAAGCUGAACAAAAGUGACUACAGGAGAACGGAACGUGUACGCAAUAUAAAAAUUACUGUGCGUCAUCGCGCAGUCAGGAGACAAGUUUACUAAACAACGUGAAUCGAUGACCUAACAGUACGAUUCCUACAAAGCUGGGCCAAAUUGCAUCGUUUAGCAGUUAGCUCGCGAACUUCCUAAGAUUCCAGUUACCUCAUCCGUGCUCAAACACACAUUAUAAUUUCGUCCAAAUGACGAUGGGGGAUAAUGAAACAUUUCCUCCAAAUGGAGGAAAUCAAAACUCAACCUGUCUCACUGGCAACGUGUUGAAUAUCUGCACAGGCUGCCAUCAGCCUAUCGAGGAUAGAUUUUUAAUGAAAGUGACGGAAGAUCCAUGGCACGAAAAUUGUCUUCAAUGUUGUGUAUGUCAUUCGCAAUUGUCUCGUAAAUGCUUUAGUCGUGAAAGGAAAUUGUACUGUAGAGAUGACUAUGAAAAGUUAUUUGGAACAAAAUGUAGCCGAUGUCGAGAGUCUAUUCCAUCGAAUGAAUUAGUUAUGAGGACCGCUGGUCAUGUGUACCACAUUCAAUGCUUUUCAUGUGUUGUAUGCAAGUCUCAACUGCAGAAAGGACAGGAGUUUGCACUGAAGGACAACAAAUUAUAUUGUAAAGAAGAUUUUAACCAAUUGGUGAACAUGAACAACAUAAAACAGGAAAAUAACUCUGACAGCGACGAUCCUGACAGCGAUUCCGAUUCAGAUGGAAAAAAACCUGCAAAACGCCCUCGAACAAUCUUAACGAGUCAGCAAAGGAAAAUAUUCAAGUCGUCAUUUGAAGUUAGUUCAAAACCAUGUAGAAAGGUACGAGAGGAAUUAUCACGUGAGACAGGUCUGAGCGUGCGCGUAGUGCAAGUGUGGUUUCAAAAUCAACGCGCAAAGAUAAAAAAACUGGCAAGAAGGAACAAUCCAGACUCAGAUAACGCAGCCAGUUGUCGCGUGACGAGCAGACAGAGGGCUGGGAAAAAGUCAAAAGAAGAGCGAGAAAACAACAAGAGCUUGAAUGGUUGCGAGAGUCCGCAAUCAAUUGGUCAGCCCAUAUCACUACCUUUACCACCAAUGUCCCACUAUAGCAACAUGGGUCCUAUAAUCACACCUGGUCAGUAUCCUUGUGCAUCCAACAACGUGCCCCCAAUGAAUGCCUUUCCAUUUCAAGGGAAUAUAAAGUCACUAGAACCAUUAUCCAGUAUGUCUCCACCAUUGGAAACCAUGCAAGUCAUUGAUGAACAAAUGAAUUCAUCUAUGCAGUAUUCAACACAGACAGACAAUUUAUCUACAUUAAAUUUAAAUCCUCGGAAUGGACAGAAUCAUUUAGAACUCAUGCAUGACAUGCUAAACUCUUUUUAAACCCUGGAGGAUUAAAUAUUCUGUCAUUGAUUUUGCUUGUGCUUUUGAAAAAUGAAAAGCUGGACAUCUAACUAUGUGUACAGUGUAUAUAAAAUAGCUAUCAGUUAGAUAGAAUCAUUUCAGUUUUCAACUAAAUCACACAUUUCAAGAUGAGAUCAUAAUUGAAAUGAAGAGUGUUAAAUGAAAUUAUGGACAUAUUAUAAAAUACGAUUAUUUAUUGA